AUGGUGUUACCCCUCAAGCCUGUGCAGAUGCUAGCUGUAAUGGUUCUAGUUGUCUUCACAAUCAGCCAGUGUCAGGAGACUGAGAGCCGUCGGGCCGUGACGGAGCACCAGCUGAUGCAUGACCGUGGACGGACCAUCCAGAGCCUGAAAAGACUCAUCUGGCUGUCCAGCGCCAUGGAGGGUCUCCACACCGCCCAGACCCGCUCCGCCCUCUACCCACCAUCCUUCGCGCUAAGUCAGGGGCUCGUCUCAGGCCUCGCCCCCUUCCCCGCCAGACAGGACAGCGGCCCCUCCAGGGGAGCGAUGGAAAGCUUUCUGAGAGACUUCUUCAACCCCCAUCUCAGCGGACUCUCUGAGGGAGAGCCCUAG
This is a messenger RNA of Hypomesus transpacificus, 369 nucleotides long. It is a transcript of the gene pth4, whose product is annotated as parathyroid hormone 4. Gene Ontology annotation, cellular component: extracellular region. The record is from RefSeq and is a predicted model, not a curated record. Gene Ontology annotation, biological process: bone mineralization; adenylate cyclase-activating G protein-coupled receptor signaling pathway; osteoblast development. Bases 1 to 369 code for a protein of 122 amino acids. The transcript has 2 exons. NCBI's taxonomy places the organism in Eukaryota, Metazoa, Chordata, Actinopteri, Osmeriformes, Osmeridae. Gene Ontology annotation, molecular function: peptide hormone receptor binding; hormone activity.